Triticum aestivum (bread wheat) is the source of this 450-nucleotide messenger RNA. RefSeq names its product ethylene-responsive transcription factor ERF096-like. The record is from RefSeq and is a predicted model, not a curated record. NCBI's taxonomy places the organism in Eukaryota, Viridiplantae, Streptophyta, Magnoliopsida, Poales, Poaceae. Bases 1 to 450 code for a protein of 149 amino acids. Gene Ontology annotation, biological process: ethylene-activated signaling pathway; regulation of DNA-templated transcription. The transcript has 3 exons. Gene Ontology annotation, molecular function: DNA binding; DNA-binding transcription factor activity.
AUGGAAGAAUAUAAUCUCUGUUUGAAGAAGAGGGCAAAACCCCCCGGCCAGAAGCAUAUAAGCGGAGAAGGCUCGGGCAGCCAGACCAAGUACCGCGGGGUGCGGCGCCGACCCUGGGGCAAGUUUGCGGCGGAGAUCCGCGACUCAAACCAGCACGGCGUCCGUGUGUGGCUGGGCACCUUUGACACCGCCGAGGAGGCGGCGGCGGCAUAUGACCGCUCCGCCUACUCCAUGCGCGGCAGGAACGCCAUCCUCAACUUCCCCGACCAGGCGCACGUCUACGAGACCAACGCAUCGCGUGAUGGUGGCGGUGCUGGUCCUUCUGCGUCGGCGGCCAGGACGAAGGUGAUUGAGUUGGAGUGCCUAGAAGACGGUGUGCUGCAGGAGACAAAUGUCAGCAGCGCUGCUUUCAUGCAUAGAGGUGCAACUGGAGGGAAGAAGAUGCACUAA